CUACUUCUUUCAAUUUCUAUAUCUCAUUAGGUUCUUCAUAAAAUCCCAAAAUUUUUUCACUUUCAAAUUUUGAUCUUUUUUAGUUUCAUUUUGUAAUACUUGUUUUGAUCAAAAAACAAAAAAAAUGGGUCAUGUAAAACUAAAGAUGGAACUCAUAGCCGAUGAAAAAUCUCGGAAAAUAACAUUUCAGAAGAGAAAAAGAGGCAUGUUGAAGAAAUGCUAUGAGUUCUCCAUUCUUUGUGGAAUAGAUGUUUGCAUGAUCAUCUAUGGUCCUAAACAGAUCGAACGGCCUACAGAGCUCAUAAUAUAUCCUGAUGAUUCCACUCAAGUUGCCUGCAUUAUCAAACAACUCCAGACCACCACCAUCUACAAACCGCCGAAAAGAAUAUUCAAUUUAUCCGACAUUUUCAUCGACCGGAAAAGGAAGAUCGACACCGAAAUCACCAAGCUGCGCAAAGUGUAUUUCGCCACCAAGUAUCCGAUUUCCGAUGAGCUGAUCAACUCUCUAUCGAGGGAUCAACUCAAUUUCCUCCUAAGUAGAUUGGAUACGAAGAUUGAAGAUGCAAAAGCUAUGAUCGAUCUUCACAAAGAAAACGAUCUUCUGCUAAUGAAAAACCCCGUGGGACAAAACUGUGCGAACCACGUGCAAAACAUUUUUCAUGACCAAAAGCCUGCUAUCCCUUUGAACCAUCAUCAUCAUCAUCAUCCAGUUGUGGAUCAUAUGCAAUUGCCAUUGCAAGUCCUCUUGAAUCGAACAACUCCUCCUCCUAAAAUGGUUCCUCCUCCUUGUUUCGAUUCGAAUCCGAAUCCGGCCAUAAACAUUGCCAUGAAAAAUCCACUGACGAUGAUGAUGUUGAUGAACGAUCAAGCUGGGCUCGAAAAUGGUGCGUCGAGCUCUAACAUUAUAGAUAAUCAUCAGUUCAUUAGUAGUAGUAGUAAUAAUCAUUUGUGUGGACCAGUUUUCAAUGAUCCAACGCUUGGGAUGAUAGACAAUAUGAUGUUCAGCAAUAUGGGUGGCCAAUAUAGCCAGUUGGUGCAGGUGCAGCAGCCCAUGCCGUACAUUCAGUAUAAUCAAACGGUGAAUGCAGCAGCAGGUAUUCAUUCUCAAAGGAUUUACGGUUCUGAUGAAGGGAAUCGAUUUGAUGAUGAAUUCAGUGAAUUCUUAUAUAAGAACAAGAUUCUUUGAUGGACAUAUAGAAAG
Ziziphus jujuba (common jujube) is the source of this 1201-nucleotide messenger RNA. RefSeq names its product agamous-like MADS-box protein AGL11. Gene Ontology annotation, biological process: positive regulation of transcription by RNA polymerase II. Lineage: Eukaryota; Viridiplantae; Streptophyta; Magnoliopsida; Rosales; Rhamnaceae. The coding region runs from base 125 to 1186 and encodes 353 amino acids. Gene Ontology annotation, molecular function: DNA-binding transcription factor activity, RNA polymerase II-specific; RNA polymerase II cis-regulatory region sequence-specific DNA binding; protein dimerization activity. The record is from RefSeq and is a predicted model, not a curated record. The transcript has a single exon.